Molecule: messenger RNA, 3597 nt
Organism: Sarcophilus harrisii (Tasmanian devil)
Lineage: Eukaryota; Metazoa; Chordata; Mammalia; Dasyuromorphia; Dasyuridae
Gene: BBS12
Product: Bardet-Biedl syndrome 12
Exons: 2
Coding region: 462-2549 (695 amino acids)
Biological process (GO): chaperone-mediated protein complex assembly; photoreceptor cell maintenance
Molecular function (GO): ATP binding
Source: RefSeq, a predicted model, not a curated record
GACCGUUCCUCCGCCCUCCCACCCCCAUCCCGAGAGUUAACCGACUCCGUAGCGUAGGGGCGCCUCCCGGUUGCCUAGCGACGGCGCUUUUCCCCGGGACACAUGCGUAGUUAGAACCUAGGGGGUUGGCUGCUAGAGCGGUGGGCCUGGCGGGAGGAGAGGCCGGGCUGGAGCUAGCGUAGAAAAGAAUAUUUCACCAAAAUGUAAUCAAGUCUGCUUAUUGCGUCCUAUCAGUGGAAAAGACUUCCCUGUAGAAGGAGCAGCAUAUCAGCAAAUUGGUAGAGCAUAUCUUAGGGAUAAGAUAAUAGCUCCUACCACAUGUGCAUUCACACUGAAGGAUGACGCCUCCGUCAGCAGGAUCUUAGCUGCUCCAGACAGUGUGAAACAGCCUGUUUUAUAACUAGCAUUAACAUUGGUUGAGUGUAAGGUGUUGCUUUUAUUUCAUUGGGACUUAUUGAAUCAUGGUCAUGGCUUGCAGAAAUAUAAACAGAAGGAAGCAUAUCGGACUUCAGCAGCUUUCAUCAUUAACAGAAACAGGACGAAGUUUCCUAGGCCCAGUAAAGUCAUCUAAGUUUAUUAUAGGUGAAAGAUCUCAUGAAAGUGUGUUAACCUGUUCUAUCUUGAGGCUUCUUGAAAAUCUGGAUUUAAAUAGUUCUGUUGGACAACUUCUUCAUGAAACAGUGCAGUCACAGAAGAAUGCAUAUGGGACUGGGACCAAUACCCUCUUGUUUCUUGCUGGAGCAUGGAGCACUGCUGCCCUAGAAUGUCUUCAGCAAGACAUCCCUAUUUCAGUCAUAGUGUCAGUGAUGUCAGAAGGCCUGAAGUCUUGCAGGAAAGAAGUUGUUCCUCUUCAGAUUUCAUUGACAACAGAUAUAGUGGACAACACUGGAGACACAAGGAGAUAUCCUUUUCUUGGAACCCUGAGUAUCAUUCCCAGCCCUCUCGUGCAGAUUCCAUCAGAUUGGAUACAAAGAGAGAAGCUCAGAAAAGAUGUGUCUUCUCAAGCAUCCACUCCUUCAUUUUCUUCCAGGCCUUCUUCUGAAUUUUCUUCUAGGUCUUCUUAUUCUCAAUCUGUACCUCAAAUUAUGUUGCAAGCUCCCCAAACCAAUCUGUUUACAAAUAGUUAUACCAGCAAAUCAAGACUAAGCCAUAGCAGGCAUUUUAAUAAGUCAGAAAAUAUGUCUUAUCAGACAAGCAGUGAAGAAUAUCACAACUCUCAUAAAUGCAAUGAUUUGGUGCAGUUGGCAGUGGGUCUGAGUCAUGGAGAUCAUAGCAGUAUGGCAUUAGUGGAAGCAGCAGUCAAAUGUCAAUAUCAGAAUGUACGUGUAAGGAAGAAGAAUUGUACGGUGCCAUUUAGAUUUGAUAUUUCAAAAAUUUCCACUUGCUGUUUACCAGGCAUACCAGAAAGCUUUUCUUGUGUCUACUCUGGAUAUAUUACUCUAAUAUCAAUAAACUAUACAACUAUAAUCAGAGAACUCCAGAAUCAGCCUUUGCGGGUAGUUCUUAUUGAUGGUGACUUCAAAGAGAAUUACCAUCACUUAGGAUUUAAUGGGCUGGGAAAAGUUAAAACUGAAUUGGAAAGUGUGCCGGAUCAAGAGAGACAGUGGGUGGACUAUAUUUUAGAGAUAUUAACUCAGUUAAAUGUAAAACUAGUGAUGGUGCGAGGAAAUGUGUCUGAAAAUUUAAUGGAACGAUGUAUGCAUAGUAACCUGCUGAUAAUUGGGCCAGUGAGUCAUCAUGUGUUGCAGGAUUUUGCAGAGGUCACUGGAGCAGUGCAGGUCACCUAUGCUACACAGCUGAAUGAAGACUGUGUGGGAAGUGAUGUCAAUGUGAGCUUGUGGAGAGCAGGCCAACUGAACCCCAAAGAUGUAAGCAAAAGAGUCGCUAUUUUAAUAAAAGCUGAAGGAGUGCUUUUGGUUACAGCUGUGCUCACUAGCCCCAUCAUAGCACAGAUGCAAGCCAAGGAAGAUCACUUCUGGACUUGUGCUUAUCGCUUGUACCAUGCUCUAGUGGAUGAGAAGGUCUUUCUUGGAGGGGGCGCUGUGGAAGUCUUAUGCCUUUCCCAUCUUCAGGGGCUGAUAGAACAGUCGCAUAAAAAAGUAGACCUGGAUUGUUCAGGACAACUUCUUACAACUUCAUGGGUGGCUUCUUCCCAGGAACUUUAUAGACCGGCUGUACUUAAAGCCUUGGCGGGGGGAUGGCACAGAUACCUUUCAUCAGUUGUGUAUAACACAGGCACUUGCUCUUCAGAGAGUGAAGCCAGCACAUUCAUUCAAAACUUUCUCCAAAAAACUACAGGCUCGGGUUGUCCCAUAUUAUACCUUCAGAAAGAAUAUAAUAAAGUGAUUAGUGGUAUUUUAAAUUCAGGUCUUCCCAGUAAACUAAAGGAAAUUUUAAGGGUCUAUGAUGUUGUUACACCAAAGAUGGAGGCAUGGCGCAGAGCAUUAGAUUUGGUAUUGUUAGUGCUUCAGACAGAUGCUGAAAUUAUUACUGGGGCUGAGUAUACACAGUUAAACUCACAGGAGACUGAAGAAUUGUUGUUAUUGUAGUUCUGUACCAUGAUAAUAAACACCUUUAAAGAAAAUCCAGGAUUUUCUCCACAAGUAAAAUAGUAGCCACUAUACCAUUUAUGUUGAAUAUAGAUGUAAUAAGUACCAAGAAGAAAAAAAAAAUUUAAUGCCCUUCUCUUCCUAACAGUAAAUGAGAAACUUGAGAUACUUUUGCUGCUUAAUCUUCAAAAGAACAUUAUCAGAAUUUAGCUAAAUAAGUUCUGGACCUGGAUCUUGCCUACAUGUUUUAUUAAAGAACUUUUCAUAUUAUAAAAGCAACCUACCUCCUAUACCAAGAGUAAGACCAAUAAAUUUUUUUUUUUCCAGAUGAGAGGCCAACAUUUAUAUGCUGGAAAAAAAAAAGUAAUUGGAUUGUCAACUUUUUCAUUUUAUUUGGAGAAAAAAAAGAAUGUAUAAGGUUCAGUGUGACAAGUGAAAGAAUUUGUCUUAUUUAGUGAUGGGUUUAAACCUAUGUCAUCUGAAAAAAAUUACACAAUUCAUUAGUUGAGCUUUAUUUCUAUUUUUGUUUUUCUUUUGUUUGUUUAAAGCUGUAGAGGCAGAAUAUUAUGGAUUAAAGUGGUUUUGGAGAGAAGGUCUGCACUUUAACUGGUUAAAGUCAUAGGUUUUGCCUUUUUGUAUACACUCAGACUUUGUUUUUUGGUUAAAAUAUCCUUGAGAUUUUAUUAUCUCUAGUAUUAAAGUACAUUUUACUUUGUUGUACAUACUAUACUUAUGUGUUUAUAAGUUGAAUUUUAAAAAUUGGAUCAUUACAUGUAAUAAGAGAAAUCACUAUGUAAAAAGUCCAUUUGGUAUGAAAAAAAUCUCCCAAAUUUUAGAUUUUGUAAAUUCGUAUUUUUGUAUAUUGGGUUUAUAUGCUAAGUUAUCUGUAUGUUACUCAGAUAUUUUCUAAAUCUUGAAGUUAUUGAGAUAAAUUUGCUUUUUAAAUGUAUACAGCCACGAGAUAAAUUUGCUUUUUAAAUGUAUACAGCCACAAUAAAUUUGGUCUUUUUAGUAUCUAAAUAAUACUAAUUGUUGUCAAGACAAGGAA